UCAGUGGUCCCGUCAUUGCUGUGUUGUCUCACCUCUCCGGUUCGUGAGGUGCGGAGGGUGGCGCUCAGCGCUCUGCAGAGCCUAUCAGGAGCAGACUCUCCUUUCCAGCCAAUCACGGAGAAGCUGCUGAAGACCUCGGAGGAGAUUCUCGCUGACCCCGCCUACUUGAGCUUGGCGCUCGGUGUUUUUCACGAGGACAGUUUGUCGUGUAACGUGAAGACGCUGCAGCAGAAGCUGCAGACGUCGAUGCAGCAGCUGCUGCAGAGCGUUCAGACGCCAUGUUGUCCGUCAUACAGCGCCACCAUCCUGCUGAGAGCGCUGAGCCACGUUAACGGACAGUCGGUCCUGUCCGCCCUGCUUCCUGUUCUCGACCGGCUGCUGGAGCAGAGCGGCCCCGACACGCCAACCCUACUGCGGGACGAAGCCCAGGUCAUCCAGCUCAUCCUGGGGAAGUACAAUGAGGCGUCUGCCGCCAUGUUGGUUGAGGACCAGAACUGUCUGGAUCUGUUCAUCAGAGCUCUGAAGACGUCGACACAGACGCACCCGGACAUCCCCAGCUGCCAGAUCAGCGCUCUGGAACAGAUCACGAAGUCGUUCUUCUCGGCCCUCAGAGAAGAGAAGGUGCAGCAGAAACUCUUGACUGUGAUAUUCGACGUGCUGCUGGAGAGCAAGAGCCCCCUGGUGGCCAACACUGUCAGCAGCAUAUUUAAAGGGCUUGCUGUUGAUAGUCAGCUCGUAGCCAAUGAGCUGUCUCCACCAGAGAAGCCCAGAGUCAGUGUGACGGUGCAGCAGACUCGCAGGAGCAAAAUGAGUCUGAGGAAACCUCAGGAGAGCAGCGAGGCUUGUCCAGAGGGUGGCGUUGUGCUGUGGCAGAGAGUCACUCUGAUCUUAGAGCUGCUGCAGCACAAGAAGAAGCUGAAGCGAGUUCAGACGUUGGUGCCGGUUCUGUUCUCUCUGCUCUCCAGGAGUCUGGAGCCAUGUUCAGGCGGUCACGCCAACAUGGAGUACACCAAACAGCUGCUGCUCAGCUGUCUGCUCCACGUCUGCUACAAACUGUCUCCUGAUGGACGACUGGUGGGGCCUGACAUCCUGGAGGAAGAUAAGUUCAGCGUGGAGCUGGUGGUUCAGUGCAUCAGAUCUACUGACAUGCCGCAGACUCACCACCACGCUCUGCUGCUGCUGGGCACCGCCGCCACCAUCUUCCCUGAAAAAGUCCUGCACAACAUCAUGCCCAUCUUCACCUUCAUGGGAGCGAACAUAAUGCGUCUGGACGACGCCUACAGCUUCAGAGUCAUCGACAAGACUGUUGAAAUGGUCAUACCUGCGCUCAUCAAGGCUCACCAGCUGUCUGACGACCAGUCGUCACCUCACGUUCAAGCUGUGGUGACGAGGAUCAUGCACGUGUUUGCCGACGCGCUGCCUCACGUUCCCGACCACCGGCGGCUCCCCGUCGUUGCCCAGCUGAUGACCACGUUAGGCCCCACCCGCUUCCUGUGGGUCAUGAUGCUCCUCCUUUUCAAGCUGCACGCCGAGCAGACCACCAGCUCAGUGAGCGAGAAGGAGGCGUCUCUGGACAGGGACGUAGAUUUCUGGAUUUCUCUGUGUUGUCAGUUCGAGGUGAGCGAGCAGCUUGUCUCUCUCAUCAACAUCCUAAACUUCCUGCAUCAGCUGCCGAACGACAAAGACGACGCUCCAGUGAAACGCAGAGUCGGUCGACGAGGAGCCAAGAAGCCAGAGGAAGUUGAGGAGAAGGUGGAGGAUCUGAUCUUCAGCGUCGACACUCACAGCAGCAAACAGCUGAGACACUUCAAGUUCCUCUGCGUCUCCUUCAUGGCUCAGCUGCUCGGCUCCAGCAGCUUCAUUGGAAAGGUUGCCGAAGGCGGCGACGAUGUGGACGAGUCUCUUCAGCAGCUGCAGCAGAGGCUGCUGGAGGAAAACCUGCGUUACAUCCAGAGCGUCGCUCGCUGUGUCGAGGAGAAUGCCGACAAACCCACCGCCAAGUUCUGGAGAGUUCUGCUCAACAAAACCUACGACGUCCUGGAUAAGGUGAACGCUUUGUUGCCCACAGAUACCUUCAUCACGGUGAUGAGGGGGCUGAUGGGAAAUCAGCUUGUGUCCGUCAGGAGAAAAGCGAUGGAGCUGCUGAACAACAAACUGCAGCACAGGACUCGAUGGGAUAAGCAGCAGGUCAACAUGUUCCUGCAGCUGAUCGGAGAUCUGCUUAGCAUCGUGGGUAAAAGUCACAGUAAGGUGACGCAGGAGGAGGAGGAGGCGGAGCACGGCAUCAACCGUCAGACGGCGCUGUACAGCCUCAAACUGCUCUGUCGCACGUUUGGUUCCAACCACCAGGAGGCGUUCGUCCCCGUUCUGCAACAGACGGUGGAGAUCGUGGCGUCUGCAGAGGAAGAGAAGAACGUGAUGGGCAGCGCUCUGCUGUGCAUCGCCGAGGUCGUCAGCACGCUCAAGGCCCGCGCCAUCCCUCAGUUACCCAGGUUGAUGCCUGCCGUGCUGCACACGCUGGCCAACAGGAAGGAGCUGCUGACCAAUGAGAUUUACCUGCUGAGUGCCGUCACAGCCCUCCAGAGAGUCACAGAGACGCUGCCGCACUUCAUCAGCCCGUACCUGCAGGACGCCAC
Molecule: messenger RNA, 2636 nt
Organism: Paralichthys olivaceus (Japanese flounder)
Lineage: Eukaryota; Metazoa; Chordata; Actinopteri; Pleuronectiformes; Paralichthyidae
Source: RefSeq, a predicted model, not a curated record